AUGUUGACAAAUUUCCGCGCCAUACAUGAACCUCAAAAGCGAUUUACUUACCGUAAAAUGUUUGUAAAAGAUUUUAAACGAGACUUUUACGAUGCAGUUCAACAUCAGCGAGUAUUGAUUUUAGUAUCGUUUGAUGUUGAUGCUCUUUGUGCUUGUAAAAUAUUACAGUAUUUAUUUCAAUGUGAUCAGAUUCUGUAUACAAUUAUACCAGUCACAGGCAAGGCAGAAUUAGAACGAGCUUUUGUAGAAAAUUCAGAAGGGAUUAAACAUGUGGUAUUAAUAAACUGUGGGGCAUCAUUAGAUAUCAUAGAAGUUUUACAACCAGAAGAAUAUAUUAAAUUCUACAUCUGUGAUAGUCAUCGACCUGUAGAUAUACAUAAUGUAUAUAAUGCUGUUCAAGUGAAACUGUUGAUGAAACAAGAAGAAUUAACAGAUGUACCAGAAUAUGAUAUCGUCUUCCGAGAUGAGGACUCUGAUGAUGAUUCAGGUAACGAGAGUGAUACGUCAGAAAGAUCGGGUAAACGACGAAGAUUUGAUGACGAGGCUCUAGAGAGGAGACGUGAAAAAAGAUUAUGGUUAGAAAACAGAAAUAAAGUUUUAUUUGAUUAUGACAAGUUCACAUCAUUUGGAACCUCGUCCUCUUUAAUUAUGUUUGAGUUGGCAUGGAAGAUGUCGAAAGAUACCAACGAUCUUCUCUGGUUGGGUAUUAUUGGUGUAACAGAUCAGUAUAUACAUUAUAAAACACCAAGAGAUAAAUAUAUGGAAGAUGUUAUGUCAUUACAGUCACAUGUAUCAAGACAUAAUCACAGAGGUGAGGAUGAGGAGAAUAUAAUAUCUAUCAACUGUUUACGUAUUUUAUUUGAUGAUGAACUACAAUUAUCACUAUAUCGUCACUGGUCUCUAUUCGAGAGUUUAUGUCACUCCGUCACUACAGCCUGUAAAUUUAAAGUCUGGACUCUGAAGGGACAGAAGAGAUUGUAUGAGUUUUUAGCUGAAAUGGGGUUACCAUUAAUACAGUGUAAACAGAAAUACUCUGCCAUGGAUACAAGUUUAAAAGGAAAUGUUAAAACAUUGAUACAGGAACACAUGGCAAAAUAUGGUUUGAGUAUACAGGAUGUUGUAUUACCAUCGUUCUAUGCUCAGUAUGGUUUUAAGAGUAAAUUAUCAGCAACAGAUGUUGUCUAUGCUACAGCCUCUAUAUUGGAAGCUAUUGAGAAAGGUAAAUCAUCGAAUGAUAAUUUUCUUAAUGCUUUAGAUGUGUUAAAUAGAGUGAAUGUACCAAUAAUGGAAAAGGCGUUAGAGAAUGCCAAGAAACAACUGAUUGCCGUGGUGAACCAGGUACGAACAUUCCUAGACAUGCAUCAAGUAAUAUCUGCUGGACCGUUUCUCUAUGCCUUCAUACAAGAGGGUAUUGGUGAUGUAAAGUAUUUUUCUAAACCACAAUGUUUAACACGAUUAGCCAGGUUUACUCUUGAAGCUCAUUGUUCUGUGAGUCGAAGUAAAAGAGCGAAAUCAUUGCCAUUGGUUCUUGGAGCUCCGUUAGAUAUUGAACAAGGUACAACUCUAGUUAUUGGUAUUCCACCUCUAGAACUUGAUGAUGAGAGAAAAAAUUUUUUUGGUAAAGCGUUUGAACAAGCAGCUGCCAGCACCAACUCUAGAACUUUACAGGAUAAUUUUGAUUCUCACAUGAUGGAGAUGAAGACAGAAGAUCGAAGUAAAUUUUUUGACGCCUUAAUCAGUUUAUUACAGUAGACAUUUGUUAUCAGUUUUAAUUUAAAUCCUCUAUGGUUGGUCACUCUCAUGUUGUUAACAAAUAUUACCAUGUCUCUCUCUCAAAUCAGUAGGACUUUAAACUCCAUUUCAUUUUAUUUCUCUCUCAAAUCAUCUCUGAUCUCUCUCAGACUUCAUAAAAAUAUUACCAAAAUCAACAUUAUUAAAAUCUUGUUAAAUGUCAUUUUUUUUAUCAUAUUUCAUUUCAUCUUUUCCUGAUGAGGUUCACUGACCAGAUUUACUUUUAUUUUGUACGCACGGUUUUCACUGUGAUCUAACCUGGUAAACUAUUCUAAUAUAAGCGUGAUGUUUCUUCUGCUUUUCGGAAUAUUGUAGUUGGUAAGGGAUUCGACAAACCUGAAUUGCCGAUGAGAGACAAUAAUAGAAGACAAUUACUAUAUUUAGCAUUUUGAAAAAUAUAAAAAAGAUAAAAGAUUUAGACUACUGAUAGCAGACAUAGACAUUGGUAGAUAUUUAUAUUUAGAGUAGUGUGUUAGAUAUAUGAGCACAUGGCUACAGGUUAGAUCCUGACCCUUGAGUUUUAUAAUUACACACCUUAAUUCUAUAUUCAUUUAUUUAGAUAUUUAUAUUUUACAGUAGGACACGUCUAGUGGGCAUGCCUGGACAAAAGGCACCUGUCUUAGACUUUAAGUACAAAUUAUCCCACAAUGUAUACAUUCCUGGACAUAAGAUACCUGUUACAGACAUUAUUAAGUACGUAUUAUCACACAACCUUAAUAUUAUAAUAUAUACAUACGCUAUGUGAUAAUUUGUGUCUGACAAAGUCUGUGACUGGUGCCUUAUGUCUAGGCUUGCUGGUGGGUCAGUUAGAUUCGAUCCUGUCCCUUGAGUUCUAUAAUCUUUGUUCAUUUAAUUAGGCUAUCAAUGAAAAUAUAGAUUAACUUAUUAAUUAGAGAUUUAUAUAAAGUGCUAUAUUUGUAUAUAGGGGAGUGGUGGUCGUGGGUAUAGGGCUUUAGUACAAUAUGAACGGGUGUGUUAUUCAGUUAAAUAAAAUUAAUAUUAAAAGAUGACUGAGUAGAAUUUAAGAAUAUAAAGAGUUUUAUUGUCAGUUGAAUAAGGUUUAUAUAAUUGGGAGGGAUGGGUUGGUAAUCAGUGGAUAUCUAUUGUAGUUUGUUUUUGAAUACUUUAAUUUCAAAUUC
Patella vulgata (common limpet) is the source of this 2930-nucleotide messenger RNA. Its product is annotated as cell division control protein 45 homolog. The transcript has 18 exons. Gene Ontology annotation, biological process: mitotic DNA replication preinitiation complex assembly; DNA replication initiation; double-strand break repair via break-induced replication. Gene Ontology annotation, molecular function: DNA replication origin binding; single-stranded DNA binding; chromatin binding. Gene Ontology annotation, cellular component: DNA replication preinitiation complex. The coding region runs from base 1 to 1752 and encodes 583 amino acids. NCBI's taxonomy places the organism in Eukaryota, Metazoa, Mollusca, Gastropoda, Patellidae. The record is from RefSeq and is a predicted model, not a curated record.